Molecule: messenger RNA, 465 nt
Organism: Caenorhabditis briggsae
Lineage: Eukaryota; Metazoa; Nematoda; Chromadorea; Rhabditida; Rhabditidae
Exons: 2
Coding region: 1-465 (154 amino acids)
Biological process (GO): pyruvate import into mitochondria
Cellular component (GO): mitochondrial inner membrane
Source: RefSeq, a predicted model, not a curated record
AUGUCUCGAGUCAUCUCAAAAGUGACAACUUACUUCAAACAACAUUCAACUGCGGAAUGGAAACAUUAUUUUCUUUCCACCCAUUUCUGGGGUCCAGUUGCCAAUUGGGGACUUCCGUUAGCUGCUCUCGGAGAUUUGAAGAAAAACCCUGACAUGAUCAGUGGCCCAAUGACAUCAGCUCUUCUGAUCUACUCGAGUGUCUUCAUGCGUUUCGCAUGGCAUGUUCAGCCACGAAACCUCCUCCUUUUCGCCUGCCAUCUUGCCAAUUUCAGUGCUCAAGGAGCUCAGGUAAAUCUAUUCAUUUGCUUUUUAUUUUUAUCAGUUUUAGCAAAAACUUUUCAGCUGGGACGUUUCAUAAACCACAACUAUCUUCACUAUGUCGAGGACCCAGUUCAUCACAAAUUGAUGGUAAAAAAAGAAAUUUUGGAACAUGAACAUGAAAUCGAAAUCAAAAAAGCCCAUUGA